AAUUCGUAAGUAAGUAUGUAUGUACCUACUUAAGAAUGAGUGAAAAACAAGAAAAAAUUAUGAAAAACACAUUGAAUUAUUUAACUUAUAAACAGUAAUGAUGCGUACUCUUUUCCCUUUUCUCCAAAUAAUUAGUAAACUAUUUAUCUUUAAUAGAAAUAUUUCCUUUUGCAACAAGUUUCAAUAACAAUUGGUAUAGUCUUUAAGACUGCAAUUAUAAUUAAAUAUAGUCAUUAAAUUCUCUUCUCUUCACAAGUAAUCAAAAUCAUGUUAUUUUCUUUUGCUUGUAUCAUUAUUUCCUGCAGUACGAAUACACUUGACGCGAAUUUCCCACUCGAUAUCACAGCAUUAGAAAGUUCAAAGUAUGUAUCUCAUAACUUUCACAUGAAUCCGCGGUCUCUGAUUAGUGGUCGCGUAGAACAUUGAUCCGUAUCGUGUAUGUCCGUGUAAUUAAGCAACACUACUUAGAGCAGUUUACUUUUUGCCGGUCAUUGGACAUACACAACAUUCGUAAUUAUAAUAUAGCCGGCUUUUAAAACAAUGUGCACAACAAACCACGGCGACGGAAGAAUUUCGCAUUCUGUGCCUGGCAGCAAAACUUGUAACAUUAUUCGAGGAAUAGCAUUUAACAUGAUCAAACACGCAUUCCUGGUCUUCAGAACAUAUCUGGACUUAUUCAUUGAUUACAUAUUCUCCCUUUACUGGGAAGCGAAGAGGACACCUUUGCCAAAUUUGGAAAAAAAGCAUAUUAUACUUAAGGACGAUGCUGUGACCAUUGCCGCAAAGAUCAGAAAUAGACAGUUAAAGUCUGAAGAUUUGGUUCAAAUGUGCAUUGAAAGAAUAAAAAUUGUCAAUCCAAUACUGAACGCCGUCACAGAUGAGCGUUUUGAAGAGGCUUUAGAAGAAGCGCGCGAAAUCGACCGGAUGCUUGAUGAGGGACUCUCAGAAGAAUAUCUCAAGAAGAAACCAUUCCUUGGUGUUCCGUUUACGGCGAAAGAGAGUCACGCGGUGAAGGGCCUGCUCCACACGUUGGGCAUCAAGGCGCGGGCGCACGUCCGCGCGCACGAGGACGCGGAGUGCGUGCGCCUCAUGCGCGCGGCCGGCGCCCUCCCGCUCGCCGUCACCAACGUACCAGAGAUCAACAAAUGGUGUGAAACUCGCAACAUGGUGUUUGGUCAGACCAACAACCCGUAUCACACCGGGCGCACCACGGGCGGGUCCAGCGGUGGGGAGGCCGCGCUGAUGGCCGCCAUGGCGACACCCAUAUCGUUAUGUUCGGACAUCGGCGGGUCCACGCGGAUGCCGGCGUUCUACUGCGGCUUGUUCGGCAUCAACCCCACCGCCGGAUAUACCAGUCUUAAAGGCUCGGCGCUGCGCUCCGGUAAAGAUGACACCAUGGCGUCGAUAGGGUUCGUUAGCAGACACACCUGCGACCUCGCCGCGCUCACCAAAGUCAUCCUGGCCGACAAGGCUGCUGAGCUGGACUUGGACAGGCCCGUGGACCUCAAGACGAUCAAGUAUUAUUACCUGGACACGGCCCAGGACCUGCGUGUCAGUCCCAUCCAGCCGGAGCUCCGGGAGGCCAUGGACAAAGUCAUAAGUCAACUAAGCGAGGAGGCGUCGAGCGCCCGGCGCUACCAGCACGCCGGCCUCGACCACAUGUACGCGCUGUGGCGGCACGCCAUGACCAGGGAGGCCGACGUGUUCGGGCGCCUCCUCACCAACAACCAAGGAGAGGCCAGCGCGGUCCUCGAGCUGCUCAAAAAGCUGACAGGACAGAGCGACUACACGUGGGCGGCCGUACUGAAGCUGCUGGACGACCAGGUGCUGCCCCGGGUCAACGCCGACUGGGCUGACCGCCUCACCGCAGCACUCAGGGAGGAUCUCUUGAAGACUCUCGGUACGGACGGUGUGCUGCUGUCCGCGAGCGCCCCGCAGCCGGCGCCCUACCACGCCGCGCCGCUGCUGCGACCCUUCAACUUCGCCUACUGGGGGAUCUUCAAUGUACUCAGGUUCCCCGCUGUGCAGGUACCGUUAGGGCUGAACAGUGAGGGCAUUCCCCUCGGCAUCCAGGUGGUGGCGGCGCCCGCGCAGGAGGCGCUCUGCCUCGCCGUGGCGGAGCACCUGGCCAGGACCUUCGGGGGCUACGUGCCUCCGUGCAAGAUUAUAGAUACAUAGCUUGACUGUUUUAUGCCAAUACUAGCCGUACUCGCCCGCUUCGCUAGGAAUUUAAAAUUAACAUUAUUAUUUUUUGUCAUUAUUAUUAGGGAGUCCGACACUCAUAUAAAUAUUAGCCUAUCCAUUAAGCACAUGUAUUUUCUACCUGGAUACCAAGUUUCAAGUGAAUCGGAUGCAUGGUUCAGUAGUUAUAACGGAACAUCCGUAAAAACCACUGUAGAUUUAUAUAUAUUAGUAUAGACAUAAACCUGUAUUAUUGAGAAUAACUGUGUCGGUUGUAGUUGGGUCUUGUGUUUAUUACUACUAUUAAAAGAACCUAUGCACGCUUGAUGCAGAAAACUGUCCCGGGAAUCGAUCCAAUAUAUCGACUUGAGAAUUUCGUGUAUACAAGACUAAGUACAUUUUUUUGCUUUUGGGUAAACAAAUAUGAAUUUGUAACACUCGCAUUUAAAUAUUUAUACAAAUCGCUGUUACUGCGAAUUUUAAGAUGGCCCAGUGCAAACAUGAGUCGUUGAAUUAAAAAAUUUGAUAAAAAAUGGUUGCAAGUGUAAUUGGUAAAUGUUUAAUAUGUACAACUUGUAAUUGAGUCGACUAUUAUCAAAGCCGGCAAUCUGACUUUUGGACAAUUAUUGGUAAAUCAGAAAAACGAAUUAUUGACUUUGUAUUCCAUUGGCAGUCACAAAACUCUUGGGAACGACAUCUUAGAUAAAUAACAGGUUAACUAUUAACUUUUAUUUAAUGCAGGUUUUGAACCGUAUUCUUUGAAGCAGACGAUUAUAUUCAAAUCAAUCUGUAUUGACAUAUCAAUAACAUUUUUUUGUCCAAAUGCACAGAUUGCCACCUUUGAUAAUAGACGACUCAAUUAUAGUAAAGAGUUUUACAAACUUUUCAAUAAAAAAACCGCUAUUGAGGUCUUCCAUCGGCGUUUGUGAGUAUAUUCUGUGAUUGUUGAAGAGGUUCUAUAAUUUAAGACUGUCAUUUAUCGGUGAGGGUGAUUAUAGAAGUGUGUUUUUAAAUAAAUUACUUUUUUAUUUUUGUUUAA
Bombyx mori (domestic silkworm) is the source of this 3220-nucleotide messenger RNA. RefSeq names its product fatty-acid amide hydrolase 2. Gene Ontology annotation, cellular component: endomembrane system. Lineage: Eukaryota; Metazoa; Arthropoda; Insecta; Lepidoptera; Bombycidae. The transcript is spliced from 12 exons. The record is from RefSeq and is a predicted model, not a curated record. Bases 541 to 2178 code for a protein of 545 amino acids.